Messenger RNA from Vigna unguiculata (cowpea), 354 nucleotides. Its product is annotated as olee1-like protein pseudogene. The record is from RefSeq and is a predicted model, not a curated record. NCBI's taxonomy places the organism in Eukaryota, Viridiplantae, Streptophyta, Magnoliopsida, Fabales, Fabaceae.
AUGUUUGAACAUGAGUUUGCAGGUGUGAAUGAGACUUUGGAAUGCAUAAGGGAAGAGAAUGAUACAGUGUCAUAUACAAGGAACAGCUCAACUGAUGCAAAAGGCUGUUACAGCAUCCCUGUCCGUGGUGAUCACGAGGAAGAGAUCUGUGUGGUUGUUGCAAACCCACCAAGAAAGGGACAAUGCAGACAGGCAAUGCCAAACAAGUCCGACAGAAUCAUUCUCACCAAAAACAUGGGAGCCGCAACCCAGACACGUUAUUUCAAUCCCCUUGGGUUCAUGACACAGACAACUAAUCUACAAUGCACUGAUGUUGUUCAGGAGCUAGGACUCGACAGACUCCAUGAUGAUUAA